This is a messenger RNA of Eupeodes corollae, 1557 nucleotides long. Its product is annotated as protein shifted-like. The transcript has 8 exons. Gene Ontology annotation, cellular component: cell surface; extracellular region. NCBI's taxonomy places the organism in Eukaryota, Metazoa, Arthropoda, Insecta, Diptera, Syrphidae. Gene Ontology annotation, molecular function: signaling receptor binding. The record is from RefSeq and is a predicted model, not a curated record. The coding region runs from base 265 to 1413 and encodes 382 amino acids. Gene Ontology annotation, biological process: anatomical structure development.
GGGCAGACAGCUGCGGGACAGUCGUCGCGUCGCUCGUUGGGUCGGGUGCUGUUGCUUUAAUUGGAUUUUUAUCGGUUGUUUACGUUGGUUGCUUGGUUUUGUGGUGGGGUUGUCUGUUUGGUUUGUGAUACGUCCCGUCCGUCUAUCGUCGUCGUCGUCGCGGUGAGUCGUACGAUGUUUAUAAAAGAUGAGUUCACUUCAAUAAAGCUGAUGCUGAAGCUCAAGCAAUCCAAUUCCAAACUAGAAAAACAGUUAUAAAUAAAUAUGAAUCCCAAAUGGCCAUUUGUGGUGUUUUUGCUGUUUAUUGUUUCUAUAUCAUGCGUACAAUGCAGAAAAAAUAAUCCCGAAGGCAAUAGACGCAAUAAGAAACCAGAUAAUCAACAUUCCGAUGAACAAGAAGAAGAUGAUUUAUCUUUAUGGAUCAAUGAACAACAAUUACGUGUUCUAAGUGGUUUCAGUAUAAAAAUCUAUGCUAUACAAAACGGAAGAGUCUACACAGACUUGAGAGAUCCAAAUUUCAAUCAAUAUCUACCAACAAUCCCAUCAGAAGUCAACAGUGUUAACUUUACAUGGAAAUCAGGAAAUAAAAAGUAUGACUAUAAUUUCGAUCGUUUGAAAUCAACCGAUGAGAGCAUUCUUAAAACACCAACUGUUUCUAUUAAGACUAAAGGCAGAAUACCACAUCAUGAAAAAGAUUUUAGCAUUUUUCUACCAUGUACGGGAAACAAUUCCGGUACGGCUAUGUUCAGCAUAGGUUUGCUUAUACAAAAUCGAAAAGGUAAACCUCUGCCAGGUACACCGCUAAGGCUGCGUUUCAAAAAGGAAUGCGCACAUAGAGGUGUGUAUGAUAGAACCGCUUCCAACCCACUAACAUCCCAGCAAGGUCCUGAUCCUCAAUGCAGUCUUAAGUGCGGCAACAAUGGAUUUUGCAAUCACGACAUAUGCCAAUGCAAAGCUGGCUACAUGGGACAGUACUGUCAAACAGCGCUAUGUUAUCCGCAAUGCAUGAAUGGUGGAAAUUGCACAGCUCCUGCCGUUUGUUCAUGUCCGGAUGGCUAUCAAGGACGACACUGUGAAGGUGGUAUUUGUGCAGAGAAAUGUUUGAAUGGGGGUAAAUGCAUUCAAAAGGACACCUGUCGCUGCUCAAAGGGCUACUAUGGAUUGCGAUGCGAGUUUUCUAAAUGUGUUGUGCCAUGCAGUAAUAAUGGACGUUGCAUUGGCAAUAAUAUGUGUCGUUGUAAGAAUGGCACCAGAGGUAACCAUUGCGAGAUUGGAAGGAUACAGCGAUCGACGUGUAAGAGACGUUGCAAACAUGGCAUUUGCCAAAACAGCAAAUGUAAAUGUGACGAGGGAUGGCAAGGGAAGAAAUGUAAUUCUCGAAAAAUCAAAAAACCUCGCUCAAAAUCAAGUUAAAGUCUGAACAGUUUUGAGAAUGAAAAACUCCUUCACACAGUCAGUCAGUGUCAUAUUAUAGCAUAGCUAUGUAUGAGCUUCGCAUGGGAUAUUAAAAUAUUAUUUGAAUUUUUUUGAAAAUUCAUAAUAAAUUGUAAACCAAUA